GAAUGCGGUCGGAUAUUCGCCUUGAGAGGCACAACCCGGGGUUAAUCCUCGGAUACGGUCGGAUAUUCGUCCUGUUUGAGAGGCACAAUCCAGAGCUGGUCCUCGUGCUGCUGGGAUACAAUCCGCUCUCCAAGGCCCAAGCCCGAGGCCUUCUGAACACCUUCUCUCAGGCACUCGCUACAGUCACAGGGGUUACAAUCACGCCCCACUCCUCCUCUAAGGCUCUGAGCGGGCUGGGAAAUGGAUGGGAGGGGCGGGUGACGGAGGAGGGGCGGGUGAUGCUUGGGGAGGCGCUUGCUGGGCUGACGAGUGGGGUUCGAGGCGUGGUGGGUUCGUCGAUGGCGUGUGAGCGUGUGGGAGGGGCGGGUGAUGCUGGGGGAGGCGCUUGCUGGGCUGACGAGUGGAGUUCGAGGCGUGGUGGGGUCGUCCGUGGUGGUGUGAAGAGGUAUCCUGACGGGCCCCAGGCGUAUCUCGUGAAUCCCGAUGGGGACUGCCCAAUCCCCUUGGAUGAUGACGAUGAGGAGGAGGAGGAGACGGAGGAGGAGAGGAAGGAGAGGAGGAAGAAGGAGCGGGCGAGGCGGAAGGAGGCGAGGGAGUGGAGGGAGAAGAUGACUGCAGAGAGUGAGAAAGGGGAGGGAGGAGAGGGGGAGAGUGGGGGCGAUAAGGAGGAAGGGGAGAAGGGGAGGAGAGAAGAGGAAGGGGGUAAGGCAAAGGAGGAGGGUGUAUCUGGGACAGCUGUACCUGAUGCGGCAGGCAAGCUAGUUGCUGCAGAGAUUGCGGCUGCUGCAGUUGCAGUGGCAGCAGGAGCGGGAGGAGCAGCAGGAGCAGGAGGGAUAGCAGGAGGAGCAGGAGGAUAUACUGGGGUGCCAUUUACAGGUGUAGCAGGGGAAGCAGCACCUGCGGCUGAUGCGGGUGUGAGCACUGGUGUCACUGACAAGGGCGGUGUGGGUGGUAGGGGUGGUGGCACUGAGCUGCUGCUUCGGCAGCCGGAGCUCAUAGUGAGGGGGCAGGAUCGGGGGCAGGAUCGGCUGAUGCCAAUGCGCAUGGGCAUGGGCAUGGGCAUGCGGGUGGGCAUGGGCAUGCGGGUGGGCAUGGGCAUGGGCAUGCGGGUGGGCAUGGGCAUGGGCAUGCGGGUGGGCAUGGGCAUGCGGGUGGGCAUGGGCAUGCGGGUGGGGGUGGCGGGCAGGCAGAAGGGCAUGCGGGUGGGGGGCAUGGUGGGCAGGUGCAUGGAGCAGGGGGGGAGCAUGGGCAUGCCAUGCAUGUAUCGCCAGGGCAUGCCAUGCAUGGAUCAGCAGCGCAUGGGAACCAUAGAGCCUCCAUCUCCCGCUCAUUCCUCCAGUUCCCAUCACAGCCAGUCGCUCUCCAACACGUCUCCUCAUCACCACCAGCAGCAGCAGCAGCAGCAGCAGCAGCAGCAGCAGCAACUCCAGCAGCAGCAACAGCAGCAGCAGGAGGUGCAGAAGCAGCAGCGCAAACAGCAGCCCAAGGAGGAGAAGAAGAAGGGCCGACAAAGCAAUGUCGGAAGCAGCCUUGUCUUUGCGGCAGCAGCCGCAGCCCGCCAGAAAGCCGAAGCAGCAGCAGCAGGGGCGUCAGGGCGGCAUCUAGGCAUGCCGCACGUGGGCAGCACGGGCGGAGCAGGGACCCCGCAUAGCUACCGCAGCGGCCCUGCGAGUGGGAUGAACAGCGGGUUUGGCAGCGGGGCUGGCAGCAGCGGCAGCAGCACCCCUGUGAGUAGCCGAGGGGCGGAGGAGGAGCAGGAGGAUACCGAGGGAGAGAGCAUCGAUGGGGAGAGUGUGGAAGGGGAGAGUAUCGAGGGGGACCGAGGGGACCGUGGCGAUGGAAGCACCAGUGGUAGUGGCAGUGGUGGAGGGAAGAAGGGGAAGAAGAAGGGGACGAAGAAAGCCGGCCUGCGGGGCUGGCUGACCAAAAAGCUGCAUGCUUCCUCGUCCCUGCCGCCCACCAGCCCGGAGCGGGGGGCGUUGCCCGCCGCCCGGUCAUCUCCCGGCCGCCCGAGCGAGAGCCCGAGCUGCCUGCGUGACAGCCCCGGCCGCCCACUCGAGAGCCCCAGCCGCCCGUUUGAGAGUCUGGGCGGCUCGCCCAGUCACGGUGGGGUUAGCUUGUCGCAUAACCGAGGGGGUUCCUGGGAGGCUGGCCUUGGAGGUUCUGGGGGGCCUGGGGGCAGUGGUCGUGGCGGUGAGGGGGUUGGUGAAGGUUGA
Messenger RNA from Closterium sp. Naga37s-1, 2216 nucleotides. Lineage: Eukaryota; Viridiplantae; Streptophyta; Zygnematophyceae; Desmidiales; Closteriaceae. The record is from the annotation of a GenBank genome assembly.